GGCGCGCCGAAGGGAAUCCAAACCACAACAACAAGCCGCAGUAGAGAGUUGUCGCAGCGUAAACAUCGUCAUUUCUUCAUCGCGCACGCGCUCGCCGUCCCCUCAACAGCUGAAGCCGCUCUUAUGCCGAGGAUGGUGGUGUGUGGUCUCUCUUCAGCUCGAAAGAAUAAGUGGCUGACUAUAACCAGGGAACAAGUGCCCGCUUCCAUUCGUUGGAAAUCGCAGAGGAUGGCUCAAUUCUGAGCUCUCGAUAGUCGCUUCACCAUCUCCAAACCAGGCGACCAGGAAUCGCAUGUGAACGGAAUUACGUAGAAUUGACGAGUUGAGUGGAGUGGAGUUAUAGAAGGUGUCUAGUAGUGCGCUGAGCGUUGUUUUGACUGUUGGUGUGAGCGUGCACGUGCGUGAGUAGCUUAAAAAGGGUUAGACGCGACGGAUGCGCCGCGAUGGAGUGGUCUUGGCUACGCUACUGGUGGCAACGGCGGAUACAGCAGCAGCAGGAGGUCGAGCGGAUGCCGACGCCACCAGGGUCGCACAAUGACAGUCCCGAGGACAGCGACGCGGUGAACGGUGACCACCGGUGGCCGGCACAGGAAGAGGAGGAGGAGAACGCGAAGCAGAACGGUGUUGGCGGUGUCCGCGACGACAUUGGAGCGGUUGGAGACGUUGAACAGGAGCUGCAAGUGCUGCACCGCUACUGGAGCCAUUGGACGGGCAUGCAUGGUGAUCUGGACAUAACCGAUGGGCUCGAUUCGGACGAUUCGUCCACCUCCGGCAAACAGGUGGUGGUUGCCGUUUGCGCGAUGUCGAAGAAAUCGCAGUCGAAACCGAUGAAGGAGAUCCUGACGCGCCUGCAGGAGUUCGAGUACAUCCGGAUGGUGGUGAUCGGCGAGGAGAUCAUCCUGCAUGAGCCGGUGGAGAACUGGCCACUGUGUGACUGUCUCAUCUCGUUCCAUUCCAAGGGCUUCCCGCUCGACAAAGCCAUCCAGUACGCCCAGCUGCGCCAGCCCUACGUCAUCAACAACCUACACAUGCAGUUCGACAUUCAGGAUCGUCGCCGUGUCUAUGCCAUUCUCGAGCAGGAAGGGAUCGAGAUACCGCGUUAUGCGGUCCUCGAUCGUGAUUCGCCGGAUCCGAAGCAGCACGAGCUGGUCGAAUCGGAGGACCACGUGGAGGUGAACGGGAUCGUGUUCAACAAACCGUUCGUGGAGAAGCCGGUAUCGGCCGAGGAUCACAAUAUCUACAUCUACUAUCCGACGUCGGCGGGCGGUGGUAGCCAGCGGCUGUUCCGGAAGAUCGGCAGCCGGAGCAGUGUCUACUCGCCAGAGUCGCGCGUCCGAAAGACUGGCUCGUUCAUCUACGAGGACUUUAUGCCGACGGAUGGGACGGACGUGAAGGUGUACACGGUCGGGCCGGAUUAUGCGCACGCGGAAGCGCGCAAAAGCCCGGCGCUCGAUGGCAAGGUUGAGCGGGACAGCGACGGCAAGGAGAUUCGCUACCCGGUGAUCCUGAGCAACGCCGAAAAGCUACUGUCUCGCAAGGUGUGCCUGGCGUUCAAGCAGACGGUCUGCGGGUUCGAUCUUCUGCGCGCCAACGGCAAGUCGUUCGUGUGUGACGUAAACGGGUUCAGCUUCGUGAAGAACUCGAACAAAUACUACGACGAUUGUGCAAAGAUACUGGGUAAUAUGAUAUUGCGCGAGCUUGCGCCCCAGCUGCACAUUCCGUGGUCGGUACCGUUCCAGCUGGACGAUCCUCCGAUUGUACCGACCACGUUCGGCAAGAUGAUGGAGCUACGCUGCGUGACCGCCGUCAUACGGCACGGCGAUCGGACGCCGAAGCAGAAGAUGAAGGUAGAGGUGCGGCAUCAGAAGUUUUUCGAGAUCUUCGAAAAGUACGACGGUUACCGGUACGGCCAUAUCAAGCUCAAGCGACCGAAGCAGCUGCAGGAGAUACUGGACAUUGCCCGGUCGCUGCUGGCGGAGAUACAGACCAAGGCAGCUGACUCGGAAAUCGAAGAAAAACAAAGCAAACUGGAGCAGCUAAAGAGUGUGCUCGAGAUGUACGGCCAUUUCUCCGGCAUCAAUCGGAAGGUGCAAAUGAAGUACCAACCGAAGGGUCGGCCGCGUGGCUCUAGCUCAGACGAUGGUAAAAGUGAUUGCACAGAUGCACCAAAGGAGCCCUCGUUGGUGCUGAUCCUCAAAUGGGGCGGCGAGCUGACACCGGCUGGACGCAUACAGGCGGAGGAGCUGGGUCGCUUCUUUCGCUGCAUGUACCCCGGUGGCCAAAGCCGGCAUCCCGGCGUGAACGAGGAGGGCCCAGGUGCGCAAGGGCUCGGGCUGCUGCGUUUGCACUCCACCUUCCGGCAUGAUCUUAAGAUAUACGCGUCGGACGAGGGCCGUGUCCAGAUGACGGCAGCGGCCUUCGCUAAGGGGUUGCUCGCGCUCGAGGGCGAGCUGACGCCCAUCCUGGUACAGAUGGUGAAGAGUGCCAACACCAACGGGCUGUUGGACAAUGAUUGCGACUCGAGCAAGGUACAGAACAUGGCGAAGGCGCGCCUACACGAACUGAUGCAGAUCGAUCGGGAAUUUACGGCCGAGGACCGAGCCGCCAUCAAUCCCGGCAACGCCAUCAGCAUCAACCUGGCGAUGAACUUCGUGAAGAACCCGGUGCAGUGCUGUUCCCGCGUUCAUUCGCUCAUCCGCUCGCUGCUGGCAGUGGUCGCAGUGAAAUGCGAGGACCCGAAGACGCGCGACUCCGUGCUGUACCAUGGAGAAACGUGGGAGAUGAUGGGCCGCCGCUGGGGCAAAAUCGAGAAGGAUUUCUGCACAAAGAGUAAGAGUUACGACAUCUCCAAGAUACCGGAUAUCUACGACUGCAUCAAGUACGACCUGCAGCAUAACCAGCACACGCUGCAGUUUGAUCAGGUGGAGGAGCUGUACAUCACGGCCAAGUACCUUGCCGACAUUGUCAUUCCGCAGGAGUACGGGUUGACGGUGCACGAAAAGCUGACGAUCGGUCAGGGUAUCUGUACGCCGUUGCUGAAGAAGAUACGGGCCGAUCUGCAGCGUAAUAUUGAGGAGGCUGGUGUGAACCGGCUCAAUCCGCUGUAUAGCUACGGUGUGUCCAGUCCUGGUCGGCACGUACGGACCAGAUUGUACUUUACGAGCGAGAGCCAUGUGCACUCGCUGCUGACGGUGCUGCGGCACGGUCUGAUCAAUCAGCUUACUGACGAGCAGUGGCGCCGGGCGAUGGAGUACGUAUCGAUGGUAUCCGAACUGAAUUACAUGGCCCAGAUCGUCAUCAUGCUGUACGAAGAUCCGAUGAAGGACGUGGAGGCAGAGGAUCGCUUCCACGUGGAACUACACUUCAGCCCAGGCGUCAACUGCUGCGUGCAGAAGAACCUACCGCCAGGGCCUGGCUUUCGUCCGCAUAGCCGCAACGAUUCUGUCACCUCAAAGAACGCGAGUGGUGACGAGGAGCCAACGUCCCGCAUUGAUGAGGAGAAUGAUACGGAGGAAGAAGGCAGCUCGCUGUCGAACAGUGCCUCUUUGCAUCACACCCCGAUCAAGCUGUUGUGCCGCGGUGAACAGCAGGACACCGGUUCUUCUAAUUCCGCGAUUGUCGCUGGGUCGCAAAUGAAGGAACGCCGGACGCGAAAGGUGAAAUCGUCCUCACCGAUUCCGAUUGGCUCGUGCCAUACAGUGUCCGGUCACGAAGCAAUGGAUCUGGCAAAACGGUUGAGUGAAGAGCUCGCUGCGCAGCAGCAGCAGCAGCAACAGCAGCAGCUGCUGCUGCAUCAGUUACAGAAUCAGCAACAGCAACUGCAGCAGCAGCAGCAACAACAGCAGGAGAUGCAGCAAAGCAGUUCGUUUGGGAUGACGUUCGGUGGUUUGGGAAAGCAACAACAACAACAUCAGCAACGUUCACUUAGCCCAGAUACCGAACCUCGGGCCCGAUCGUUCGAACAUCCACAAGCGGUCCCACCGCAUCACCAGCAACGCCAUACGCAUCAUAACCAGCAGCAUCAGCAACACCACCAUCAUCAUCACCACCACUACCACCACCAUCCCCACCGAGCGAGUCAGCAUCAUCAUCGUCCGUGUGUGAGAGCCCUUCGCACGAAAUCCGCUGCCGAACAUCAUCCUUAUCAUCACCAUUCGCAGCAGCUCCAGGAGCAGACAGACGGCAGCGGCUGCAGGGCAACGACGACUACGAUGACGACCACGACGACGACGAUGACGACCCAGCCGACGGUGUCGACGACGACGGAGGCAACAACCACCGCAGUCGCAGCGGGGACGGCGCCGCUAGCGCCGGUAGCGCCAGUGACAGAAUCGACAGCGGCGGUAGCGGUGGCAGGUGGUGACAAUCAGGACGGGGGACGUACCAGCCGCCGGAACAGUGGAACCACCGGAGCAACCGGAAUCGAUUGCUGCUGCGGUGCUGGUACGGUGCUGGAUGACGAUGGAACCACCGGUGGCAUAGCCACUGCCAUCCCGUCGGCCUCCAGCCGUGGCUCGCUGUCAUACCACUCGUGUUGUCACUGCUGCUGCUGCUGCUGUUACUGCUACGGCUGUGGCGGCCCCUUUGCGCCCUCGUCGUCGACCCUGGCUGGGCCAAGGACCACCGGCGUGACGGCGGCGGCGGCGACGGCGUCGGUGACGGUACCGACGGCGGUUCGACGCCAGCGGCACAGCAUUGCCGGCCAGAUGAGCUACUUUAAAAUGCUAGGUACCUUCAGCAAGAAGAUGGCAACCAGCACCAACAGCUUGUUUAGUACCGCCGUCAUUAGUGGCAGCUCCUCAGCGCCUAAUCUGCGCGAUAUGGUCCCGAGCACCGCUUCGCCGUCAGGAUUUGGUGGGGUUCCACCGAUUCGCCCAUUGGAAACGCUGCACAACGCGUUAUCCCUCCGACAAUUGGACAACUUCCUCGAGCGGAUGACGGUGGGGCCGCUGUUCAAGACGCCCGCCUCUUCGCCACCACCGAAGCUCCCUUCGGGGACGGGGUCGGUACAGGGGACGGCCUCCGGGACGCUGGGGCUGGCAGCUACCACGUCGCCAACAAACCCCAUCGUCGCCACCACUACGACCAACACCGACACCGUUGUCGCCUUGGAUGAGGAAGAGCUACACGGUUAUGAUCAAUCGUUCGGGAGAGCGGUGCGCUGCAGCAACAACACCCCGCUGGGGACGACGCCUCAACCAGCGUCGGCAGUCGUCUCGGGACCGAUUGGUGGAUCAGUUGCUGGCGCUACCGGUAUUGCUAGCACGACCCCUGCUCUCCAGAGCUGGAGCGAUCAUUCGGGCAGCAUGACGAGCAGCGUCAGCGCCCUGUCCAGCGGUGGACCAUCGUCGCCGAACUUCUCGGAGGUGUGCUCGCGGGGUGGUUGCCCCAGCAGUGACAUGUCGGCCAGCAUCACCAGCAUCGAUGGCAGUCUUGCGGCUGGGAGUGGCACCGGUAGCGAGCAACAACAGCAGCAGCAGCAGCUGGUGGGAUGUAUAUUCGCCCUCUUUGGGCAUCCGUCGUCGGCUGGGAUGAGGCAUACCCCGGGCUCGGUGCCGGGAGUCGGUGCGCCAGAACCACAGGAAGAUUCGGAGGUGCUUGGUGGAGGUUCGACAAGCGAGAUCGGUGCCGAUCUGACACCGGUCAGCGUUUGUUCCGACUGGGACAACACGGCCGAUGCAACCAAGGGCUCGUGCAACACCACCAACAAUGAUCUUACAACAACCGAGGAGGACGACGAGGAUGCGACCAUCUCUACCGACACGUGUUUGAGUACGGGAACGACUAGUGAGCAGCUAGCGGCAAUGAUCAGCGAGCCCGUUGCAGCAAGCAAAGAUCGGGCCACUAACGAAGAGGAGUCGUCCAAGCAGAUGUCCGCCGAGCAGUGUUCCCGGCGAACCCGGGGCAGUCGGAUCCAGCGACAGAUCAGCCUGUACGAACAGGACAGCCAAGCAGGAGGGGGAACAGGGAAGAAACUGACCCAUCACUGGGAUGGGCAGCAGCAGGGCCAUCGGGAAGCAACCGCGCGACGUAUGCACAUGUCCUUCGAGGAACUGCCCCCACGGGCUGAAGCCCACGAGCGGAACCUAGCGAGAGGUGGCGGCAGCAGCAACAUCAGCAUCAACUCGCUCCAACAGAAGCAUCUCAAGUCAUUCGGACCACCGGUGGGCGUCGCUAACAGCGCUUCAUCACCACCACCAACAACAGCACAAACACCGAUAACACCCGGUGCGUUGCUUAUCCGCGAGGGCUUCAUCGAACCGCCGCGCUUGACACGCGUAACGAAGAGCUUCCACGGCAAGACGGGCCAUCAGAUGGAGCAGCUACAGCAGCAGCAGCAGCAGCAGCAGCAACAGUGGCAAUGGUUCGGUGCUGAAGGUGGGCCCAAUGCCGGUGGAAGCACUAACCGGCUCCAGAAGAGCCCAGAUGCCAGUCAGUAUAGCACUGGUGGGGCUGGUGGCGGUUCUAGCGGCAGCCUUCAGCAGCAAGGUCGGUUCACAAUGUCGGUUGUGCAGGAGCCGGUAAAGCCAAUCGGUACCAGUAUCAGCGAAAGCCGUCUGCCCCCACCUACCGGUGGGCAAUCGAAACAGGGAGCCAAAUAGUGAUACAUUUGUGUAUUUUGAAUACACCGAUGGUUGGGCCGAAAGAAUAGGG
Molecule: messenger RNA, 6654 nt
Organism: Anopheles aquasalis
Lineage: Eukaryota; Metazoa; Arthropoda; Insecta; Diptera; Culicidae
Product: inositol hexakisphosphate and diphosphoinositol-pentakisphosphate kinase
Biological process (GO): inositol metabolic process; inositol phosphate biosynthetic process
Cellular component (GO): cytosol
Molecular function (GO): 5-diphosphoinositol pentakisphosphate 1-kinase activity; inositol hexakisphosphate kinase activity
Source: RefSeq, a predicted model, not a curated record